CCUUCCCCCUCCCGGGCCGCGCGGUGUCCGCGCGCCGCGCCGUCCCGCCCUCCCCUGCCGCGUGACCUCGGCGCUCCGCAGCCAUUAUCCCGAUUAUCCCGGGCCAGACCCCGGGACCGGGCCAGGAGCGGGCAGGCGCCGUCACUGCCCUGCCGCGGGCCGCCGCUUCCCGCGGGAGCCGGGCCGAGCCGGCGUCGCUCCUCCCCGCGCCUGGACGGCGCCCCGGGAACCGAAGACAAAAUCUGAAAUGGUCCGAUACACUACUGUGCUCCUUCAGAGACUCAUGCUUGCUGAUGAUGAGAAGUAAAAACUUAAUCUUAAUAAAGCAUAUAUUUUGUAGAAAUUGGAAAUAUCUUGGUCACUACUAGUGAAUGGAAUCUGUAUUGCUGAAAGCACAAAUAGGGAGUUUUGAAAAAAUUGCUUCAUUGGCACCAACUAACAGUUUGAGCUGGGCAAUUUCAAAAGAAAAUGGUAAUGGGUCAAAGUUUUUAUUAAUUAAAUUGGGGAUUUUUAGCCACUGAUCUGAAAACAAAAAGAAAAGGAGUAUAUCUACUGAGAAAAAUGGGUCGAUCUAACUCUAGAUCACAUUCUUCAAGAUCAAAGUCCAGAUCUCAGUCCAGCUCUAGGUCAAGAUCCAGAUCACAUUCAAGGAAAAAGAGAUACAGUUCUAGGUCUCGGUCAAGGACGUAUUCACGAUCUCGCAGCAGGGAUCGUGUUUAUUCUAGAGAUUAUCGCAGAGAUUACAGAAAUAAUAGAGGAAUGAGACGUCCCUAUGGUUACAGAGGAAGAGGUAGAGGGUAUUAUCAAGGAGGAGGUGGUAGAUACCAUCGUGGAGGUUAUAGGCCUGUCUGGAACCGAAGACACUCCAGAAGCCCUAGACGUGGCCGUUCACGUUCCAGAAGUCCAAAACGAAGGUCUGUGUCUUCCCAGAGGUCCCGGAGCAGAUCUCGUCGAUCUUACAGAUCUUCCAGGUCCCCGAGGUCCUCUUCAUCUCGUUCUUCAUCCCCAUACAGCAAAUCACCUGUCUCUUCCAAAAGACGUGCGUCUCUGGAAAAGCAGGCAAAGAAAACUGAAGGGGCUCCUUUGCAAGAUAGCCCCUUGAAAAAUAAAUCACAAGAUGAACAGAAAGAUACAUUUGAACAUGACCCAUCAGAGUCUCUUGACGAUUUUAACAAAUCAGCAGCAGCUUCUGGCGACAUUUGGCCUGGCCUAUCAGCGUAUGAUAACAGUCCAAGGUCACCCCAUAGUCCUUCUAUUGCCACCCCACCUAGUCAGAGUUCAUCUUGCUCUGAUGCCCCUUUGCUUAGCACAGCCCACUCAGCAAAGGACACACCUCAACAUUCCCAUUCCAUUCAGCAUAGUCCUGAGAGGUCUGGCUCUGGUUCUCUUGGAAAUGGUUCUAGCCGUUAUAGCCCUUCUCAGAAUAGCCCAUUGCAUCAUAUCCCUUCGAGGAGAAGCCCUGCAAAGACAAUCCCAUCACAGAGUGCCCCCCGUGAGGAAGCUCGAGUGCGGUCAUUUUAUCCUGAGGGUGGCGAACAGGAAGCUGCAAAAGGUGGAAAGUUUAUGAAAAGGUACACAGAUGAAGAGUCUAGAGUAUACCUGCUUGAUAGGGGUAAUACCAGGGAGAAGGAGGCCCAGAAGGAGAGAGGAUCAGAAAAAGGGAGGACAGAGGGAGAAAGGGAAUGGGAGGAACAGGAAACUUUAGAUUUUUUCAUUGAUAAAGAGACUGGGAAAGAAAAGUUUAAUGACUCUGAAGGGGAGGACACAGAGGAGACAGAGGAUUACAGACAGUUCAGAAAGUCUGUCCUGGCAGAUCAGGGUAAAAAUUUUCCUACUGCAUCUCACCGGAAUGCUGAGGAGGAAGGAACCAAAUACAAAUCUAAAAUAUCAAUCAAGGGCAAUAGAGAGAGCGAUGGAUUUAGAGAUGAGAAAAGUUAUAAGCUUAAAGAGACUGGCUAUGUAGUGGAAAGGCCUAGUGCAACAAAAGAUAAGCACAAGGAAGAAGACAAGAGUUCUGAGAGGCUAAUGAUGAAGAAAGAAACUCAGUCACCUGAGCAGGUAAAGUCUGAAAAGCUCAAAGAACUCUUUGAUUACAGUCCCCCUCUACACAAGAAUCUGGAUGCGAGAGAAAAAUCCACCUUCAGAGAGGAGAGCCCACUUAGGAUCAAAAUGAUAGCCAGUGACUCCCAUCGUCCUGAAGUUAAACUCAAAAUGGCACCAGUACCUCUUGAUGAUUCCAAUAGACCUGCUUCCUUGACUAAAGACAGGCUGCUUGCUAGCACACUUGUUCAUUCCAUCAAGAAGGAGCAAGAGUUCCGAUCCAUCUUUGACCACAUUAAGUUGCCACAGGCCAGCAAAAGCACGUCAGAGUCAUUUAUUCAGCACAUUGUGUCCUUGGUUCAUCAUGUCAAAGAGCAAUACUUCAAGUCAGCUGGAAUGACCCUAAAUGAGAGGUUCACUGCGUAUCAAAAAGCCACUGAAGAACACAGCACCCGACAAAAGAGCCCAGAAAUACAUAGGAGGAUUGACAUCUCUCCAAGUACCCUGAGGAAGCAUACUCGUUUAGCAGGUGAAGAGAGAGUCUUUAAAGAAGAAAGUCAAAAAGGAGAUAAAAAAUUAAGGUGUGAUUCAGCUGAUCUUCGUCAUGACAUUGACCGACGUAGAAAAGAACGAAGUAAAGAGCGAGGAGACUCAAAGGGUUCCAGGGAAUCCAGUGGGUCAAGAAAGCAGGAGAAAACUCCAAAAGAUUACAAGGAUUACAAAUCUUACAAAGAUGACAGUAAACAAAAAAGAGAUCAAGACCGUGCUAGGUCCUCCCCAUCUUCCUCCCCAUCUUCUUCUUCAUCCAGUUCUCGAGAAGAAAAAGAUUGCAAGAAGGAAAGAGAUGAAGAGUUCAAAACCCACCAUGAACAGAAAGAAUACUCUGGUUUUGCAGGAGUCAACAGGCCAAGAGGCACCUUUUUUCGAAUUAGGGGCAGAGGAAGAGCCAGAGGAGUCUUUGCUGGAACAAAUACUGGUCCCAGCAACUCAAAUACUACUUUUCAGAAGAGACCGAAGGAAGAGGAAUGGGAUCCUGAAUAUACCCCAAAAAGCAAGAAAUACUUCUUGCACGAUGACAGAGAUGAUGGUGUGGAUUAUUGGGCCAAAAGAGGAAGAGGCCGUGGUACUUUCCAGCGUGGCAGAGGGCGUUUUAACUUCAAAAAGUCAGGUAGCAGUCCGAAGUGGACACAUGACAAAUAUCAAGGGGAUGGCAUUGUGGAAGAUGAAGAAGAAACGAUUGAGAAUAAUGAAGAAAAGGACAGACGCAAAGAGGAAAAGGAAUAACCCUGGAAGAAAGUUGUAGCUGAAAGAGCAGCUGUUGCACCACCCUCACAACAUUUUUAAUAUGUUUUUUUGUUGUCAAAUGAAUGUAAGCAUUUUACUUAAAUUUUACUGUUGGAAAGUAGUUUAGGGGGAUUGUUUUUGUUUUAAGCCUUUAGAAAAAAAUCAUGAUACAGUAAACUAUGUUAAUGAUCGUACAGGUAGAAAGUAAAAUAUUUGUAACAACUUUUAAGAAAUUUUACUGUUUGUUAUAUGCAGUGUAAUUCUGCUUUGUCCAAAUAUAUGGUCAAGUACAACUGAAAGUUUUGAUUCUCCCCUAUGUCUGUGUUUUAUUCUGAAGUAAACUUACAGUUCUGCACACCUGAAA
Molecule: messenger RNA, 3688 nt
Organism: Pseudopipra pipra
Lineage: Eukaryota; Metazoa; Chordata; Aves; Passeriformes; Pipridae
Gene: BCLAF1
Product: BCL2 associated transcription factor 1
Exons: 15
Coding region: 562-3324 (920 amino acids)
Biological process (GO): positive regulation of transcription by RNA polymerase II
Cellular component (GO): mediator complex
Molecular function (GO): DNA binding; transcription coregulator activity
Source: RefSeq, a predicted model, not a curated record